Messenger RNA from Arctia plantaginis, 3009 nucleotides. Lineage: Eukaryota; Metazoa; Arthropoda; Insecta; Lepidoptera; Erebidae. The record is from the annotation of a GenBank genome assembly.
AUGGAGCAGAGUAAAUCUAAUUCACCUAGAUUAUUCUUGUGUACUGCCAUAGAAAAUAAGGACGAGGUUGAGGAGAGAUAUGAGAGAGCCUAUAAUUAUUUCCAAUCAUUGGUUGCCGACUGCAGUGAAAAGGAAGCUCACGACGCGCUUAACAAUGCAGUAUGCAAGAAUCAUGAAGAUGUAUCUCUUGGAAUGUUGAUGUCCAUCCUGACAGAACCCCACAAUGCCACCAAGUGCUAUAGAGAUCUUACACUCAUCACAAGAGAUGGUUUAACAUGUGUGCUCAAUAACUUGUCCAACUUGAUCCUGGAAAGGUACUUGAAGUUUCAUGACACCACUCGCAAUCAACUUCUGUGGCUGAUAAAAGAAAUGAUAAGAAAUGCAGUCAAUGGUGUGGAUAGUGUUUGUUGGAAUUUAAUGCGCUAUGCUUCUGGUGGAGAUGUGACUCCCAAAAACAUACAAUUAGUAGAAUCUCUUUUAGACAUUUAUAUUGAAAAUCGAGCAUGGCUAGAUAAGUUUCCUGUACUUAUUUGUAUGGUGGUAUACACAUAUUUAAGGUUAAUAGAAGACCACAAUAUACCACAGCUCAUGAAUUUAAGACAAAAAGAAGUAAAUUUUGUUAUCACUCUAGUUAGAGAGCGCUUUUCAGAUGUUUUAACACUGGGCAGAGAUUUAGUGAGAUUACUUCAAAAUGUUGCUAGAAUUCCUGAAUUUAAUCAAUUAUGGCAAGUUAUUUUUACAAAUCCCAAAUCUUUAUGCCCCACAUUCACUAAUAUACUACAAUUGCUACAAACAAGAACAUCCCGUAGAUAUCUGCAGUCACGGCUUACUCCUGAUAUGGAAAGGAAAUUGGUCUUUCUUACAUCACAAGUGAGGUUUGGCCACCAUAAAAAGUAUCAAGAGUGGUUCCAGAGGCAGUAUCUUGCAACACCUGAGUCACAGUCACUUAGAAGUGAUAUGAUCCGGUUCAUUGUGGGUGUGAUACAUCCUACUAAUGAACUCUUAUGUUCUGAUAUCAUUCCAAGGUGGGCUGUUAUUGGGUGGUUGCUUACGACUUGUACUUCAAAUGUAGCUGCAUCAAAUGCUAAGCUAGCCCUUUUUUAUGACUGGUUGUUCUAUGACCCAGAAAAAGAUAAUAUAAUGAAUAUUGAACCAGCUAUACUCGUAAUGCAUCACUCAAUGAGAUCCCAUCCAGCUGUAACUGCUACAUUACUUGAUUUUCUAUGUCGAAUCAUUCCAAACUUUUAUCAACCGUUUGCUGAUAAGGUUAGACAAGGCAUAUUUAAUUCACUACAACAAAUUAUAGAAAAGCGGGUGCUUCCUAAUUUGCACCCAUUGUUUGAUUCUCCCAAGUUGGAUCGUGAACUCAGAACAACUGUGCAAGAAACCUUCAAAGAGUUUUGUACAAAUGGAAAUGGUGAAGGUGUUUCGGGUUUGCGAGAUGAAGGCAAUGAGGAUCUGCCUAGAGGUAAUCCUGAUGAACCUGCCUUCUCUGACGAUGAAGAAGAAGCACCUCCAAACAUUGCUGAAGACACAGAUGACGAUGAUUUGCCACUUUCCGAAGUCCGUGCACGCGAGCGGCCCGAGUUAGCGGCAGCAUUGCCUCUAGUAUUACGUCCUCUAGCUGAAACUUUAUUAGACGAACGUUCUUUAGCCGCUGCUACUGCUCUUAUUAACGCUUGCAGUGCUCCUAUGCCAACUGCUGCAGCUCUUGCUGACCUAUUUGCAGCUGCUGUGCAAGAAGUUCCAACUCUACGAGUUAAUCGUAAUCCAUCUGAAGCAGAACUCGACGCAUCUCUGAAUUCACCACUGUUUGCCAUGUUUUCAUAUAUUACUGGGGCCUCAGGUACUGGACAUGAUACAGAAGUAAAGCGAAAACUUAUGAUGGAAACGUUAAAGGAAAUCCAUAAUCAAAAUACUCUUCAUAAUGUAGGAUUUUGUUUACUGUUUUAUCUUAAAGUUUCAUAUGAGCGAGAACGGCGUAGCGAACGCGAUCUUGCCAAAAGAAGAAAUGUUAAGUUUAAAGCAGAGGUAUAUAAAGAAUAUUGUAGUUACUUAGAGUUGAAGUUGGCUGAUAGCUUAGCAUUUGAUUUUGAAAGAUGUCAGGAGUGUGAUGCAAAUGUGUUGGUAUGGUUGAUACCAGAUAUUUACAGAGAGUUUAAAGAUCAAGCACAAAACCACAUUAGGUUGCUCCAUGCUAUAGUAAUGGCAUUGGAUGCAGGACAGCUACAGAGACUUGUGUGUUUAACUCUACAAGGCACUCUAAUGAUGUUUAAGUCUGACGAUAUCACAACAAUGCUGCAAACUAGUUUGGGGUGGGAAACAUUCGAACAGUAUUGCCUUUGGCAACUCCUAACUGCCCAUGAUAUAUCAGUAGAAGAUGUCUUACCCAUCAUACCUAAACUAUCUUAUAAAGACCACUCUGAAGCACUUACAUCAGUUCUCUUGAUGUUAAAGCAAGAAAAACCAACAGCGGAUGUUGUACGACAAUUAUUCUGUCGACCGGUAGACGAAGAAGACACUUUUGUAGUGUCUACGUUAAUGUAUUGGUGCCAAGAUUACGAAGAUAAAGUUGGCGACUUACUUUCAGUACUAUUAAGCACGAGAUACCCAGGCACAAGCCCCAAUAAACGAAAACGUCCUGGGAAACAUAGCAUUCCACCAAAUGCUCCGCCUUCUGCUGAACUGGUGCUUGGGCAUUUGGAACAAAUGAGAGUAUGCUGUGUAGAACAAAACGACAUGUCUAUGUUUAAAAUGGAGUGUAUGCAAAAAGCGCUUCAACAAGCACAGUCAAAUAGUAGUGAUAGUUUAAGGAGACAAUAUAGUGAAUUACUUGCUCUGGCGUGGGAGGAGGAGUUGCCGACAUCAAGACGAGCCAGAAAAUUAGUGUCGAAUUCAUUACCGCUUAACCAGAAUCUGCAUUCAUCAAACGAAGAUAGUGAGGAAGAAGAGAUAGUAAAGCCGAAACAGGCUAAACGAAGAAAGAAGGCAAUCUCCGAUAGCGAUUGA